UUUUUACAGGAUGGGGUUGCUAGCCCCAUGCCCAACCUUUCCUCUUUACCAGUCUUAUUACUGGUUUAGUGAGGUAAAUCAGUGCGUCGACGAGGGAUCGAACCAUGGGUCAAAUGCGUGGUUGGCGUGAAUUCUACUGCUGUGCCACCGAUGCACGAAGUAAAUUACAUACACAGAUAAUCGUUUCAGCUUUUAUAUUUAUCACAUUGCUUUUCUAACCUUUUCUGAUAAAUUAAUGGACAUAAAAGAAUAAGGUGUUAUCGUUAUAGUUGUUAUCGUGCUACUCACAUGCAUCAAGAAUUCCGCAGUCUAAUAUAUUAACAUACUGUUGGUGAUAUUUAUUUGAAGAGUUCAACAACGGUUUGAUUAUUCUAAAUUAGCGUGCUUUUUGUGUAAUAAGAAGAUACAUCGAUUGACACAGAAUUAUUGUAGAUAUUUGGUGAUUUGUGUGGCAUAUACCAUAAACGUGUUGAAAGAUAAAAAUGAAUUUCAUACCACUUUUGUUUUGUAGUAGAUGUUCAAAUGAAACUACGGCAACAUGUACUGCAGUGAAGCGGGAAAAUGCACAAUCACCUUUCAGAGAAAAGCUAAAGGUCAAUCAAAGAGAAAAUGAUGAAAAUCAGUCACCUCGAGGAGUAAAUACGCUGGAAUCUACGAAUGAUACUUAUGAAGAGAUUAAUUUAGCUCCAAAUAUUCAUUCUCAGUCACCGAAACAAUCUUCAGGAAAAUUUUUCACUUCCAGUAAAACACAGAAUAUUCAUUCCAAUAAUACCAGUCGUAAUGAGGCUAAUGACAAAUUAAGAAAACUUGUCAAUCCUCCAAUCAAAGGAGCUGUUAGAUGUUUUUCAGCUUUUUGGCCGGAGAAAAAUAAUAAUGAUGAUUUUGAGUCAUUAUUUUCUAGGAAAUCUUGUAUUACAGAAAGUAUUUCAAUGAAAUCAUUAAAUGCUUCUCAUCAUGAUUGUAAUCAAAGCAACAACACCAGGAAUGAUGUUGAUAAUCAUCACAGGUCAUUGAAGUUAUUCCGGUUUCGAAGUCUUCGAAGCAGUCCAGUGGAUAACUGUGAAACAAGAGUGUGUUCAGAUAUCAGUGAUAUUGGUCCUGGUGCAGUUAGUGAUGCGCCAAGAUUAACGUCUACGGAUAAAACAUCUUUAGCUGAUCAAGCUCGUAUGACUAGAGAUCUUGAAAAAUUGAAGUCAGUGUAUAAAAAGCAACAAGUAGCAUGUCAGCGAUCAACUGUGAUAAUUCUACCCAAUGGUAUUUUACAGUCAACUUGUUGUCCAACAAAUAUGAUUACUGUUCUUCCUCAAAAAAGGCAAACUAAUCAAAAAUCAUUGAGAAACCGUCAGUCAGUCAAAUCUGAAUCUUUCACUUCCAAUAAUACCUUAGAAUAUCAAACAGGAGAAGUAAAAUCUUCUGAAUGUGAUAGCGUAAGUUGUGUGUCAUCAAACUUUCUCAAUAAGAAGAUUGAAAACUCCUCCAAUGAAUGUAUAUGUCCAGAUCAACGUUUAAUUGGAGCUGUACGUAGUUGGCAAAAAAGAGCUCUCUGGUCAUCAGUUUCAAUUGAUGAAAGUGACAAUUCAAACUUAAAAGUUCAAACAAAGGAAGUGAAUGCUGAAGAUUUGCCGGUUAAACAUUCCAAUGGUAGGAAGCCUAAAUUAUGGGAGUUGGCAAGCUCUAAAGAAAUGCAGUUUUGUUGGCCACCAAAGUAUUCCUACUCAGCUGAGACACUGAAUGGUAAUAAUCCAGUGUGUGAUGAUUCUCCUAAAAGCAAUGAUGAAACUAACUCUAAUGUUUCACCAAAGAGAGAUAUAUACUUUCCUUAUAACACUAGUAUAACCUAUUCAAAAAAAUUUGUCAGUGAAUAUGUUCUGAUGAAUAUGAUUAAGCAGCAUAUUGAACAAAAAGCGAUCGAUAGUUUACUCGACUCAGAAUUAUCAAAGGCCAUUUCCGCGAAGUCAUCCGUUGAGGUUUCAAAUGAAGAUGUUAACUCAAACUCCGAAGAAACUGCUUCAAUAUUCACUUCAGUUUCAAGAUCGACAGCAAGAAAAUUGCCUUGGGAAGAAGCAGCUGCAUCUUUUGUGUCUAAACAUCAUUGGAAUCAUUCAAAUAAUACUAUUCUGUCAAAGAGAACAACUGAGUCGUUUCCUGUAAAAAUGCCUCUUACUCAAUCUCGAAAAGAGUUUGGAGCGAAAUUUGGCAUUUAUCAAGGUAUUAAUUCUGAAAAUUCAUCGUUUGGUUCAGGUUUUACAGAUCGCGUACAGGUGAUGCAAAGUGUGUGCGCAAAUCGUAUAACUCGGUGA
Molecule: messenger RNA, 2300 nt
Organism: Trichobilharzia regenti
Lineage: Eukaryota; Metazoa; Platyhelminthes; Trematoda; Strigeidida; Schistosomatidae
Source: the annotation of a GenBank genome assembly